AUGGCGGGCCUGGAAGAGUUAAAAAAGAAAUUGCAGCCAUUGUUUGACGCUGAUAAAGGAUUGCCAGGUGGAUUGGCAUUGGAUCCAUGCGACUCAUAUAUGGUAAUACGCUUUAAAGAAAUUGCUUGUAUGACAAUUGCAAGAUGAUACUAUUUGGAUUUAAAUCCCCAAGCAGCACUGGGACUUUAUUUUUAUAAUUCAUAAAUUUCAGAAAAAAACACUCUUUCAUUUUGCUUAUAAAUCUCAGAACAGAUACAAUAUAAUUUUUCUUCUCUGUUGCUACCGAAGAGAUCUGGAAAUAGAUGAUUAAGGGUGGCAGACCAUUGGUAGGGGCUUGCCAAUGUUUGGGAUAGUUUCCAGUCACUAUAUCCAGAAAUGGAAUUGUGAAUCAAAUCUGCUGGCUGAUUGGCUGGCUGGUUCUGAUCCUAUAUUAAGGUUUGCUAAAUGAAUCUGUCUAGGAGAACGAACCCUUGAUAUAAUUAGAUGAUAAAUGCGCGUAUGUUCAUUUUUUUUGAUUUAUAUGCAUAUAUUAUCCUAAUAUAGUAUUUGAGAAGGCAAAAUAAAGACACACGAGCAGUUCAGCUCCUAAAAUGAAAUCCAAAUAAGGGCAUUUGAUUUGACAAGGACCAGUACAUCUGCUAUGUCACGUUCUGCUAAAUGUCUAUGGACGGUUCAAUAGUGGAUUAUGGAAAAUGGAUUUUUUGAAUCAGAUAAAAAUUGUGUAAGAGAAUCAUGCAUGCAUUGAACCUUCUAAUUCCUUCGUUUUUACAGAUUUGGAAUGAUGUCCAAGAAGAGCAGACCUUUUUGUGUGUUAAUUCAAUUUCUACUUAAUAAUGGGUGUAAAGUAAAGUUUUGGGAGAGUAUUGUGCAAACAAGUCGGCCAUUUCGGUGACCUCCUCUUGCCUUUACGACUUAGCAAUGGACGGAGUAACGAUGAAUAUAAACUAUGAAACACAGGAACGUAUAUGCCACGCUAUAUUUAUAUGGUAUUGCGCAGAUAUUUCUUUUAAUUGAUCUAGACCUCUCAGAUGUUUCCGAGAGGUCUAAAGCAUAUAAUUAGGAAAUUCCAUUAAAAAAAUUUGAUUUUUCUGUGCUCAACCCCCCACAUCUUUAAGGAGCAAUUGUAGUUUUCCAUGUUCAAUUUAAGUUGUAGUCCCAGUGUCUUCAGUGUUGGUUUUAGAGAUGUAGAAGACUAUGGAUUGGAGAUGAGAUCCUAGAGGUAAGUUCUUAGUUAGAGUAUUCAACUUAAGGGGAAUGGUAAUGGUUUUGAAGCUUCUUGUAGGGAAUUAUGAUGGGAGAAGUUUCUCGAAGAAGUUGAUCAAGAUUUUCCUGCGGAAUAUCACUGAAGACAGUUAGUCUUUCCCAAGGCUGCAUCAUGCCUCUCUUUUCUGUGGAGGGCAGCCUGAUAUCAUUGAGGUUUUUUUUUUUUUUGACCCAGAAAAUUAAAUCAUAUGGAGUUCUAUUCCUUGCACCUUGGGUAUAAGAUGUCCGGAAGAGUAUAUGACAAUGUGCUAGUCAAAGAGUCUCCUACCUAAGACAUUGCCUCAUGGCCGAGUCAGGGAGGAGGGCAUAUGAGUGAAAUCAAAAUAUAUUUUGAGGCAAUUGCGAAAAAAAUAAUCGGUCCUGUCAACUCAGUUUCAUAGAGGGGGAUAAAAUGUUUCCUUACAAAUCCUGCAAGGAGGAACUUAAACUCGUUCCUGGCUGCACGCUAGUUUCUGCUUAAACUAGUCUUUCAUUUUGUUGUGCUAUGCCUAAGCUAUCAGAUGGAUGGAUUGAGCUCUACUGAGUCUACUUCCUAGUGUUUGUGGGUUUCUCACUGAACAGCUCCAAGCCGAGUUCUGUACUGGCUAUUAAGUUUUAUGUUUCUAUAAGCUGUGCUAUUCCUCCAUCUUAGAAGAAAUACUAUAGAGGGAUUUUAGCAUCUCUCGAUUGUUAUUUUGGCUCCCUAAUUAUAGUGAUAUUUUUUCCAUCCUAAACUCACGAUUUUGUCGUUGGAUUUGCCCAAUAACUAGAGCACAGUAUGAGAGUUGCUCGCACCAAUGUCUAAAGUGACACUCCUUAGUGACCGUUUCUUUCUAAAAUAUAUAAGGUUGAUGACUGGCUGUAAGCGUUGGUGAAUCAUAAAGCAUGUCAACCUCGCCAUCUUUAAAGGACUAUGCACUUUUUAAUGCUUUCUGUCUAGUCAUUGGUACUGAUGUGAAGUUGCAUAUUCUAUCUUGCUGCAGAGCUUUCGUAAUAUGACAUUUUUUUUUUUCCUUAAAGCUCUCAGAUGGGAGUACAGUGAAUUUAUUGAGCCAAUCCUAUGGUGUUUACAACAUCAAUGAGCUUGGCUUGCAAAAACGCACUGGACCUCUUGAUGAACCAGAUGCUGGUGAAAGGACAUAUCGAUGUGCUUCCAAUGAGAUGCAUGUAUUUGGAGCCAUAGGGUAUGGGGCAAGCAGUAUCGUCCAGAGGGCUAUUCAUAUACCUGUUCAUCGAAUCCUCGCACUGAAAAAGAUAAACAUAUUUGAAAAGGUUGAUCUUCUUCCUGCUGCGAUUUUACGAUGGCAUUCACUGGAAUAUUAAUCUUCAGAUUCAUUGAAUGUAUUAUCAUCUUAUUUACCUUAGUUUUAUUUUCAGCCAAAAAGCCAGGAGUCUGCAACCUGAUGUAGCCCAUACAAUAUUAGAAAUUUGAGCAAUCCUACAACUGUUGCUUGUAGACCCUUUUAAUUUUCGAUUUUUUGUGCUUCUUAUUUCUUUUGAAGGCUUUAACCAUCUGUUUAGAGUAUUCAAUGAAACUGGCAUCUAUUUUGAUUGAAUUGACUUCUUUAAGCACAAAUUCAGGUUGCCGUCAAGUUGUACAUGCAGUUGUUCUUUCUCUAUAAAGACUUAUAGUCUUUAACAUAUAGAACCUUGGUUUUAUGUGCUAGGUCUGACAGGGCCUUUCUAAAGGCAAAUAUGUUGAGAUCACUUAUUUAUCUCAUUUUCCAUUAGACCGUUGGAAGUUUAUGUUAUCAUGGGGCCUUUUGUCUAUUCAUAGCACUUUUGGGAGCAGAAGCAGUUUCUUCUUUCUUGUAAAAAGAGUUGGGUUUUUUGGUACAUCUGGCGUAAAGUCUUUUCUUAACAUCAUUUAUCUGCCUUUUCAAGGAAAAAAGACAGCAACUUCUCAAUGAGAUAAGGACGUUGUGUGAGGCGCCUUGUUAUGAAGGGCUUGUGGAGUUUCAUGGAGCAUUUUUCACCCCUGAUUCAGGGCAGAUCAGCAUUGCAUUGGAAUAUAUGGAUGGAGGUUCACUUGCAGAUAUCUUGAGGGUGCGGAAAUUUAUUCCAGAGCCGAUUCUUUCAUGUAUGGUUCAGAAGCUAUUGCACGUAAGAGCUAGCUGAAGUUCGAUUACUCUUUUCAGUCUGUUUAAAGAAGUUUCCAGACCAUGGUUUUGAGCUACUUCUGAUUUGUAGGGAUUAAGCUACUUACAUGGGGUAAGGCAUCUAGUUCACAGAGACAUAAAGCCUGCAAAUCUACUAAUAAAUCUCAAGGGUGAACCAAAGAUAACUGAUUUUGGGAUAAGUGCUGGAUUGGAGAACUCUGUUGCUAUGGUAUGCAAUAAAUCUCAUAUGCAUUUGUCUUCUAUAAAUUUGAUUUUUCUUUCAUUUCAUUUAUUUUAGUUUAGUAACUUUAAGGACAUAUGUUCAUCCUAUUUGACGAGCAUCUUUUGUUCAUGUUUCUUCCUUUUCAUUCUUGGCAUCACGACCAUCUGGUAUAAGUUUGCUUAACAUUUCUUUGAAUGUGAUCCAUCAGUGCGCUACAUUUGUUGGAACUGUAACGUACAUGUCACCUGAGAGAAUCAGGAACGAGAGUUAUUCCUAUCCUGCUGACAUUUGGAGUCUCGGUAUUGCUUUAUUUGAGUGUGGUACUGGUGAAUUUCCGUAUGCUGCAAAUGAAGGCCCUGUUAAUCUCAUGUUGCAGGUCAGAGAGAGAUUAUUUUUAUUAUCAUGUAUUUCUCUGGAUUAUUUUUAUUUUUUCUACCAUGAUUUUAUUUAGUGCACUGCAUAUGGUAUUUUUUUUCUGAAGAGAAACAUUUAGAGAGCAUUUUCUAGUUUUAAGCUGGGAAACUGACUGGGCUCCUUUUCCUUGGCUGCUUUUGCUAUCCAUUGAUUUCUUUCCAAUUCUCGCUCCAUCGGAUUUACACUAACCAUAUUGGAGAUAUUCCUCUUCCCUUCUUUUAUGUGACGUGAUGGGAGAAACAACAAAGGUGUUGUGCUAAAGUUUGAGCAGAACCUUGUCUUGUACUUGGCAAGGAUAGGCCUGCCUGAAAUAUGAAUGAGGACCUCAAGUUGAGGCUUGGAGAUUACUGAGAAGCAAAGAAAUGUUAGGGUUUAGAGAUGAUGUGGUGGAUUCAUGUCCCUGGACCAGAUGACAGGUCUUUGACAUUCCAAGGAGACUGAUUUAGUCUUCUUUGGUGGGGGUGUAUAUUGGUUGUAAACUAUAGUAUCCUGAAGAAAAUAAUUGCCAAGUUAAAGGACAAGAUCACUUGGAAGAUCACUCGUAGGGUUUACACCACUCAGUGUUAUAGCUCCAGAAAUCUUCUCCAACCAUCAGUGCAAGAACAUUUUGUUACCCCGAGUGUUGUCAAAUAUUUCCCUGAAUUUGUCCAAAUAAAUAUUUACUUCCUUUUUUCAAUUGCAUAAAAGCACAACGGCAAAAGUAUAACUCCAAAUCAAUGAGUUACAGGUCUUCAUUAGGGAUUUACUACGGUUUCUAAGGUCCAUCAGAAAUUUAUUCAUUGUUAUUAUGUUUCUUAGAUGUCUACUUACCGAGGCUCACUCAGUUGAAAGAGAAAUUGGUAUCUUUGGUAUCGUAGUCAUUGUUGUAAUAACUCACAUCUCAUGCAGAAAUUUAGAACCUUCCUUCCUGACUAGUGCAAAAUGUUCCGUCCAGAUUGGAAAAUAUGUAUCUAUUUUCUCUAAGAAAGAAGCGUUUAAGGAAAACCUUUUCAUGACCCGUGGUAUGUCUCCACUUUAUUACCUAUACAAUAUUGAACAAGUUGCUUGAUCUGCUAUUACUACUUGGAAACUGAAUUCCUGACUGGUUGGAAAUGGAGCCUCCCUGGUGAGUAUUCACAACUUCGUGGUGUUUUCAUCCAGACCGUAGGAUCAGCGAAAUUCCAAAAAAAUAGAAAAUUGAGAAGAGAAUACAGAAAAAUCGUAUAGAAUACCAUUGUACAAACAUUUCAUUCUUCUUGUAGAGUAGUCGACGUCAAGGGUGGAUAGGGUUACCAAGAACCCUUAGGCAGAUGGACACUGAAAUGCUCCAUGCAACAGAGGAUGUUGCUGAUGUUAGUUGAUCUCUAUGAGAAGAUCUAAAUUUUCCUGUCGCCAAAAUGUGCCAUGAAAUCAAGAAAAGUUGGAAAAUAGAUGUUUUGGCAUUUCAAAGAAUUAUUUUUAUUUUUGAGCAUACAAAUUUGUCAACUCUCAUUCCAUCUGCUGGUGCAUCAUUUCCUCCGAUGGCAGAUUUUGUAUGAUCCAUCGCCAACUCCUCCAGAAAACUCAUUUUCUCCCGAGUUUUGCUCAUUUAUAGAUGCUUGCCUACAGAAGGAUGCUGAUGCAAGGCCGACAGCUGAGCAAGUAAGUGAAGCCUUGCAUUUUAAUUAAUUUUUUUGAAAGGUGGAUAACAAUUGCUCCACGAGCAUCAUCCAAGCUAUGUAAUUGGUCAACUCCAAGUUUGUCUAAUGCAAUGUAAAAUAUGGAAUCAAGCUUUUCUAUCCAUUUGACACACUCAAUUGGUACUUCUGGCGAAUUAUCAGGAGCAUGAGCAAAAAAAUCAGCUUAUAAAGUUAAUCAGAGUAUUAUCUAGCUUCCUAUUCCGAGGAUACAGGCAGGGUGACUUUUGCUUUCCAAAAAAAAUUUCAUGAUACAUAAUGAUCAUAUUGGACAAAGUCAAUGCCCCAUAUCCUCAAUAUUCUCAUUAUUUAUCAUGAAAUUCAUAAUUCAUGCCUAGGUAAGAUACAACUAUAUGGGCACUUCAACAUAAUUCAACGCUAAUAAAGCUGCCAGGAAAUGUGUGGAUAAAUACCGGGGUGGUGCAUGUGGUGCUGAAGAUCUUAGGAAAAAUCCCUAAUUUCUUGAAAGUUAAGUGAUUAUCUGUGCCUCAAUUGCGUAGAUUCCAUCUUAAUAUGGCCAAUACCCUUUUGAAGAACAGAGUUGUCUCCUUCUUUUGUUUCUGGCUGUUCAUAACUUCUUACAAGGAACACUGAUCCGAUUCACCCAUGGUCGAUUCCCUUCACACACACAAAUAUUGCAGCUAUUGGCGCAUCCAUUCAUCAGGAAACACGAGAACACAAGAGUAGAUCUCGCUGCAUUUGUCCGGGGCAUCUUCGAUCCAACUCAGAGAUUGAAAGAAUUAGCUGAUGUGAGCUCCUCUACUAAUCACCCUUUCUCAUCCUACCUCCACUGGAAUCCUUCAUACAUUUAUUGCUAUUUUUGCAGAUGUUCACAGUCCACUACUACAUGCUUUUCGAUGGGCCCGACGACCUCUGGCCGCACAUGAAGACCUUCUACAACGAUCACUCAACGUUCAGGUUGGUGCCCUAUCUUAACACUACAAACCCCAAAACAGUAUGGCCUCUGGGGAUCUCACCAAUGGACUGGCCUGGUAGCUUCUCGGAGAAGGCCUCCGUCGGCUCGGACGACAUCUUGGCAAGAUUAUCAAGCAUAAGGAGUGCCCUGGUGGGGAGCAGGCCGAAUGAGAGGCUUGUGCAUGUGGUGGAGAAGCUCCAGUGCCGCCCUCAUGGCAAUGAUGGAGUGGCCGUCCGGGCCUCUGGGUCAUUCAUUGUGGGCACCCACUUCCUGAUCUGCGGAGACGGGGUGCAGGCCGAGGGCAUGCCGAGCCUCCGGGAGCUGCUGCCAGAUAUGGCCGGCAAGCGGCUGGGGACUUUCCGAGAGCAAUUCACUGUGGAGCCAGGGGGCACCAUCGGCUGCUUCUUCGUUGCCAAGCAGGAGCUGUACAUUCGCCAGCCGUAG
Spirodela intermedia is the source of this 6993-nucleotide messenger RNA. NCBI's taxonomy places the organism in Eukaryota, Viridiplantae, Streptophyta, Magnoliopsida, Alismatales, Araceae. The record is from the annotation of a GenBank genome assembly.